Molecule: messenger RNA, 2034 nt
Organism: Neurospora tetrasperma FGSC 2508
Lineage: Eukaryota; Fungi; Ascomycota; Sordariomycetes; Sordariales; Sordariaceae
Exons: 1
Coding region: 1-1917 (638 amino acids)
Molecular function (GO): DNA binding
Source: RefSeq, a predicted model, not a curated record
AUGUCGCGCCAUCAUCCGAAUAUGUCCAUGGAAACUUAUUACGGGAGCGUCCGUACAACCGCCGACGCCAUCAAGCUGUUCGAGGCCUGUCGAGUAGGCACCCUGCCCCGAGUACAACGCCGGUUAUCCGAGAAAGAGCGUCAGGCCAUUCGACCGGGCUCGGUCUUUGUCUGGGAUGAGAGGGAAGCCGGCAUGCGGAGAUGGACCGAUGGAAAGUCAUGGAGCGCCAGCCGUGUAUCCGGGAGUUUCCUUACCUACCGGGAGAUGGAGGGAAAGAGGGCAGGAUUCGGUGGCAGGAGGAACGCAGGGAGGACUCCAGACUCGGCCCGCGCUAGUGACGAGGACCGGGGCUCGGACGAUCACCACGAAGGCUACAGGUACAAGGCGGACGGGCUCAUGAAGCAGUCAUUCAGCAUCACCACCUCUCACGGCCAACACCUCCACCUCAUCUCCUACUAUGCCCGGGACGGCCGGGGUCCAGCCAACCUGCCCGAUCCCUCGAGUGAUCCAGCCCUCAGGCACGUUACCAUUCCCAAGGGCAUCUACCCCGAGUCCAGUGUUAGCGAAUCCUCGGUGCCGGUGACGACGAGAGGUCCCAUGCAGCGACACUCGCCAUAUUCGCAUCCAAGGAACCCUCCGCCCCCGUAUCAUCAGCCCUACGACCCCAAUGUUCAUGCCCCUCCGCCCGGCCCUGGCUAUUGGGGGCCCAUCUCUCCGGUCGCGACACCUCCUUACAACGGCCAUCCCGCCCCGUACCCCCCAGGACCGCCAUAUCAUCCCGACGGUCUUCCUCCACACGCGCCACCGCAUUAUGCUCACCACCCCCAAAACUUCUCUCCUCCUCAACACCACAUGGCCGCCCUGCCUCCUCCACCAGCCGGUAAGCCCGGCAUCCAGCUCCCGCAACCGCAGCCAUAUCCGCAUCAGCAUGCCGUUCAAGCUCCUUAUCCGCCGCCGCUAUCUCAACCCCCGCCACCGGCUUACCACUAUCUCCAUCAACGACAACAACAGCCGCCGCCACCCCCUCAGCAGCAACAACAACCACCUUACCACCACCAAGGCCCACCCCAUCCGAGCCAACAACAACCCAUGCACCAUCAUCAUCAAGGACCGCCACCUCCUCACCACCACUUCCCCUCCCCUCAACUACCAUCCGACGCUCAACACCCCGAGCAUCAACCACAGCAACACCAACACCAACAACCACAACAACAACACCCGAGAAUCGCACCCAUCGACUCCCCAAAGUCUCAACAACUAAUGGCCGCCGCCCGCGAGACACUCAACCUCGAUUUCCGUCUAGCCCACAGCGCAGGCGGUAGUAUCCUCCCCCCUCCGCAACAACAACAACAGCAGCAGCAGCAGCAGCAGCAGAACGCAACCAGCAACGGUACGCCCUUUUCCGGACCAGGAUCUGUCCCCACCCCUCCUCUGCAACCAACCACUUCCAACGGCAUGUCAUCCCCUCGUCAUCAUCAUCAUCAGGAGGGAGGAGCGCCGAGUCUGAAGCCUGUAUUGUCGCCGUUGACUUUACACCCUCCGUUGGCUGCACCAUCACCACAGAAACAACAGCAACAGCAACAAAACGGACACACCACCACCAGCCCCAUCAUUUCUGCAAGUACUAGACCUAGUCUAAGCGCUAUUUUGCUUCCGCCGCCGAAUCCGACGAAUCCGAAUGGCGUUGGUGUUGGUGUUGGUGUCAAGACGGAAUCAUCAUCAUUGUCGAAUGGGGGGGCUACGCCUGCUUGUGCGAGUAAUGGUGGAAGGAGUCCACUGGGGAGUCCUCGUGGGCUGGGUGUUCCGCCGCCGCCGCCGCCGCAUGGGCUUGGGCUUGGGCACGGUGGAUUGGCUGCGGCGCCGGAUGAUAAGGCUUAUGAAGCUUUGAAGGCGCUGAAUAGGAAUUUGUGCACUUAGGCGCCACUUUCAAAGAGGGAUGUGCACACGCAAGGCAAGGGCUGAUCUUGUGGGGGGGUUGUGCUAGGGUAUGCAUGCAUCCGGCACGUUCCGUUCGAUUUUGAUUCUGCGUUUUUU